Messenger RNA from Impatiens glandulifera, 578 nucleotides. RefSeq names its product histone deacetylase HDT3-like. Lineage: Eukaryota; Viridiplantae; Streptophyta; Magnoliopsida; Ericales; Balsaminaceae. The transcript is spliced from 6 exons. The record is from RefSeq and is a predicted model, not a curated record. Bases 1 to 444 code for a protein of 147 amino acids.
AUGAAUACAUAUGUUAAAAUUGUAACAGCUAAGGUGGAGGCUGUAAAACCCAUUGCAACUAAGGCUAAAACUGUUACAAAGCCUGAAACAUCUUCCAAGCAAAAGGAUAUGGAAGGUGAUUUUGAUGACUCAGAUGAUGAUGAAGAUGACUCUGAUGAUGAAGAGGAAACCCAACUCCCAAGAAGCCUAUUAAUGAUAAGAAGAGAGAAAAUGCAGCAAAGAUUCCUGUUCAAGCUAAGAAGGCGAAGGCUGAUAUCACCCCUCAAAAGAAAGAUGGGGAAAAAGGUAGCUCAUGUAGCUACUCCUCAUCUAGUAAAGCAAGCAGGAAAAGGACAACAAAGCCCAAAAUUUGAUGCCAAAAUCACUUACAAAUCCUGCACCAAGACAUUCACCUCCGACAGUGCUCUUCAAUCUCAUGCCCGAGUAAAGCAUGACGCCAAGUAGAUAUAUAUUUUGCAUGUGUUGCUGAUAUUCUUGAAAUGGAGCAAUUCUGCCCUUAUUAACAAGCAAUUCCCCCUACAAAUUUCAUAAUACAAGAGGAAAUCAGAAUUGUGCUGGCAUUUCCUUACUGAAUUGAC